CUGCAUUCCUCUAAGUCUCUCUCUCUCUCUCUCAAUCUAUAUACAUAUACAUAUAUAUCUUGCAGUAUAUUAUAUAUAUUGCAUCCGCUAUGGGAAGCUUAAGCUUCAUCCUCGGAGUUAUUGGGAAUGUGAUUUCUAUACUCAUGUUCAUCUCUCCCGUAAAAACAUUUAAGCAGGUGGUGAAGAAGAAAUCAACAGAGAAUUAUAAAGGAAUCCCUUACAUAACAACACUGCUGAGCACCAGUUUGUGGACAUUUUACGGACUCCUCAAGCCUGGAGGUUUGCUGGUGGUCACUGUCAAUACUGUUGGAGCUGCUUUGCACGUUGUCUAUGUUCUCAUCUUUCUUGUCUAUGCCCCAAAAAACAUCAAGGUUAGGUCAGUGAAGUUGGUAGCAGCACUGAAUGUCGGGUUUCUUGGGGCUGUAAUAACUGUAACUCUGUUAGCUCUGCGAGGGGCGACUCACAUCACACUAGUCGGACUUCUAUGUGCUGGAUUAACCAUUGGCAUGUAUGCAGCACCUCUCUCCGCCAUGAGAACGGUGAUGAAGAUGAAAAGCGUCAAGUACAUGCCUUUUCUCCUCUCGUUUUUCCAGUUUCUGAAUGGCGCCGUGUGGUCCGCGUAUGCGGUGCUUGAGAAAGAUUACUACAUUGGGGUACCAAAUGGGAUCGGGUUCCUGUUGGGCUCAGCGCAGUUAAUUUUGUACUGGAUCUAUAAAAGUAAGACGAUGCCGGAAGAGUCGGAAGAGAGAAUGGAAGACGAGGGGUCGGCCCACCUCUUCAAAGGGGCCAUUCAAAUGCAAGGUAUUGAUGAAGAAACCAACAUGAAGAAUCGAAGUCUCAACAAAGGGAAUAGCCUUCCGAAGCCGUCUGUCGUUCGACAGUACAGCCAGAAAAUUGUCAAAACAAUUUCUUUGAGCCCAUAUGAGCUGCAAAAAGUCGCUGGAAACGAUGUAGAAGGUCUCAUGGAAAGUCGAUAGGGACAUGGGCUUCCAUUCCAUGCAAUGGCCCAAGGGUUUUCUAGUACUUGACACAUAGUGACCAUAUUUGUAGUAAAUACGUGCAAGACUUUUGAUGAGUUUUCAGCUGGACGCAUUUCUUCCGA
Molecule: messenger RNA, 1102 nt
Organism: Sesamum indicum (sesame)
Lineage: Eukaryota; Viridiplantae; Streptophyta; Magnoliopsida; Lamiales; Pedaliaceae
Product: bidirectional sugar transporter SWEET16
Biological process (GO): carbohydrate transport
Cellular component (GO): membrane
Molecular function (GO): sugar transmembrane transporter activity
Source: RefSeq, a predicted model, not a curated record